Molecule: messenger RNA, 960 nt
Organism: Podarcis lilfordi (Lilford's wall lizard)
Lineage: Eukaryota; Metazoa; Chordata; Lepidosauria; Squamata; Lacertidae
Source: the annotation of a GenBank genome assembly
AUGUCCUCCAUCACCAGAUUCAACAGCAGCCUUGUGAGCCACCAAACCUUUGUCCUGAUUGGCAUCCCUGGGAUGCAGGAGCAGAACUCUUGGGUGGCCUUCCCACUGUUUGUGCUCUACGCCCUGACUCUGCUUGGGAAUUUCACUAUCCUCUAUGUCAUUAAAAGUGACGAAAGCCUCCAUGAACCUAUGUAUUUCUUCCUUUCCAUGCUUGCCUGCUCGGAUCUGGGCCUCUCCAUGUCCACCAUGCCAACAAUGCUGGGAGUCUAUUGGUUUGACUCAAGGGAAAUCCCAUUCAACGCCUGCAUCAGCCAGAUGUUCUUUAUCUAUAUAUUUCAAUGGGCAGAGUCUGGCAUUCUUGUGGCAAUGGCUUUUGACCGAUUCAUUGCCAUCCGUGAUCCACUGAGAUACAGAUCACUGCUCUCAAAUUCUGUAAUUGUGAAAAUUGGCAUAAUUCUCUUUUCAAGAGGCCUGUCUGUCUGCUUCCCCAUCCCCUUUCUUAUUAAGCGUCUCCCUUUCUGCAAAUCCAAUGUCCUUUCUCAUUCCUACUGUCUCCACCAAGAUGCCAUGAAGUUAGCCUGUGCAGACACCAGAGUCAACGUCCUAUAUGGUUUGAUCGUAGUCAUGUGCACUGUGGUGUUGGAUGCUCUCAUCAUUCUUGUAUCUUAUAUUCUGAUCCUGAGGACUGCUUUGAGCAUUGCCUCCCGCAAAGAAUGUCUGAAGGCUCUCAACACCUGCGUAUCCCACAUUGCUGCCAUCUUGAUUUUCUACGUCCCAAUGAUUGGCGUAAGUAUGGCACAUCGAUAUGGGAAGCACCUUUCCCCCAUUGUUCACAUGCUUAUGGCCAACAUCUAUGUUGCAGUCCCACCACUUCUUAAUCCCAUUGUGUACAGUGUGAAGACCCAGCAGAUUCGGCAAAGGAUAUGCAACAUUUUGCAGUUAGGGAAGAAUAGGGAGUGA